Caenorhabditis remanei is the source of this 1125-nucleotide messenger RNA. RefSeq lists its product as uncharacterized. Gene Ontology annotation, molecular function: hydrolase activity, hydrolyzing N-glycosyl compounds. The transcript has 4 exons. The record is from RefSeq and is a predicted model, not a curated record. Lineage: Eukaryota; Metazoa; Nematoda; Chromadorea; Rhabditida; Rhabditidae. Bases 1 to 1125 code for a protein of 374 amino acids.
AUGUUCUGGCUACUCAUUUUUCACUUUAUCAUUCCGUUCGUUUCCACAUUGUUUCGUCCUUCUCCAGUAACCCCAAUUAAGUUGAUUAUUGAUACGGAUGGUGUUUAUGACGAUAUUCGAGGUUUAUCCAUUGCUUUAACUCAUCCAAAUGUUGAAGUUAUUGGAAUUACAACAGUUCAUGGGGGAGUUUCUGCGAAUCAAUCAGCUGCAAAUGUUGCUCGUCUUCUCAGAGCAAUUGGAAAAGAAUCCGUUCCAAUCUUCAUUGGAUCUCAAGAUUCACUCGUUCCAAAAGGUCCAGUUGUAGUAUGGGAAGAACUAUUUGGAAGUGAUGGAAUUGGAGGAGUACCUGAUAUUCAUCCGAAAUCUCUUCCUUCUGAUUUUCAAAUGGCACAAAAACAGAAUGCAAUUGAUGCAAUUAUUGAAUUGACCAAAAAUACAAGUGAUGUGGUUUUAAUUGGUUUAGGACCACUGACGAACAUUGCAAUGGCUCUUCGAAAAGAUCCAGAAGUAGCGAAAAGAAUUCGAAAAGUGAUAAUUAUGGGUGGAAACUAUUUGGGAAUCGGGAAUUCGCAAUACAAUUCGACAGCUGAAUUCAAUUUACUAAUGGAUCCUGAAGCUGCUCAUAUUGUUCUUUCUUCUAUUCAUCUUACUACUAUUCCAUGGGAUAUGUGCUUCUUGAAAGGGCCAGAGUACAAUAAUGAAGUUGAUUAUGAAGAAUCAUUGCGACAGAAGACUGAUUUAUCCUACUUUUUGAGUAAUAUAACUGCAAGAGGAAGGCAAUAUAAUAAAUUAACUCAACAACUGUACGCUUUUGUGGAUGAUAUAGCCGUUGCGGUGGCAAUAGAUUCAAAUGUUGCAAAGAAAUGUCUGAAAUUAUGUGCAUCCGUUGAGUUGGAACGGGCGGCGGUGACAAGAGGGCAAGUGACAGUUGAUUGGUUGAGUACUAAAUACAUUCCAAUAGAACAUUCAUACCAAUCUUCAGGAGAUAAAAAUGAAGCCAACUGGUUAUCACAUACGUUUAUUACUGAAUAUGAUGCAAAGAAAGUGAAUGAAAUGCUGAUUGCAGCUGUGAAAUCAUCGGGAAACACGAAUAAUAUUGAUAAUAACUCAUUAAUUGUUGCUUAG